Molecule: messenger RNA, 2728 nt
Organism: Dromiciops gliroides (monito del monte)
Lineage: Eukaryota; Metazoa; Chordata; Mammalia; Microbiotheria; Microbiotheriidae
Gene: ZPR1
Product: ZPR1 zinc finger
Exons: 14
Coding region: 815-2221 (468 amino acids)
Cellular component (GO): cytoplasm; nucleus
Molecular function (GO): zinc ion binding
Source: RefSeq, a predicted model, not a curated record
GGGGGAGGGGGUUUGUGUGUCAAGGACCUGCAAGAUUGAGAACGGGUGCCCCCAUGCAAAGGAUAACCAUCAAAGAUGAAUGCAGGCAGGGAGAAUCCAGUCUCAUUUAAAUCCCUACAAUAACCCUUUGAGAUGGGUAGGAUUUGAACUCAGCUCUUUCUCAUGUCCCAUCCACGAUUCCCUUCGCUGUGAUGCCUAGCGCGGAAGGGAGCAGCCUACCUGCGGCUGGAGGGGUGGGCUCUUAACUGAUAAAGUCAGAAGCACAACGGAAGGAGGGCGCGAGGAGGCCGCCGCUCCUCCCUCCCGGCCCUGCACCGGGCUGGGCACAGGCGUGGGAAAGAACAUCUGGAGAUGAGGCCUUAGGAAAAAGCCAGGCCAGAACCUGAACGUAAGGAGUGCGGGGGUGAAAGGGGGACCCCCCCUUUAUUCGUGAGGGCAACAGUCGAGGGCAGAGACGGGGAGAGGGGGCAGCCCCAGAGGGAAGCGGAGGCCAGGAAGAGGCACAGGACUGGAGGCAGAAUCGGGGUGAACGAGGUAAAUGCUUGGUGGACGGAUAAAAGCGGUGAGCUCGGCUCCGCUUUGGGCGGAGCUGUCCUACACUUUCCGCUUCCUUCUUCUCCACCCACCCCCCCCCAGGCACUUCCGGCGGACACACGUAUUUUUCUCUCGCCUCGUCAAAAGCUUUUAGAUGUUAGCGGGCCCUUUAAGAGGGGGCGGUGCCUUCACACGCCGGAAGUUUCGGUAAAAGAGGGGGUGUGGCCACGCCCCGGGGCGGAAGCCGGAAGUGGAGGUGGCUGGGACCAACGUGGUGACGAUGUCGGCGCUCAGGGCUCUGGAUCCUGGUGUCGGGGCCGGGGUAAGGCCGGGGUCCGCGACCACCGCCACCUCCGGCCCUCCCGGGGAUCCCUCCCUCGCCUCCGGGAAUCUGUUCCAGCCCAUCAGCGCCGAGGAUGAGGAGCAGCAGCCUACGGAGAUCGAGUCCUUGUGCAUGAAUUGCUAUGGCAACGGGAUGACUCGCCUUCUGCUAACUAAGAUUCCCUUCUUCAAAGAGAUCAUCGUGAGCUCUUUUUCCUGUGAGCAUUGUGGCUGGUCCAACACAGAGAUUCAGUCUGCAGGCAGGAUCCAGGAACAGGGUGUGCGCUAUACCUUGUCUGUCAGGGUCCCUGAGGACAUGAACCGAGAGGUGGUGAAAACAGAUUGUGCCACAGCAAGGAUCCCAGAGUUAGAUUUUGAGAUUCCGGCUUUCAGCCAAAAAGGAGCUCUCACCACUGUUGAAGGUUUAAUUAGUCGGGCCAUCUCUGGUUUGGAGCAGGACCAACCAGCUCGAAGGGCAAAAGGAGAGACCAUGGCUGGGAAAAUUGAUGAGUUUAUUGUCAAGCUGAAGCAGCUGAAGCGGGUGGACUCCCCGUUCACUUUUAUCAUUGAUGAUCCCUCGGGGAACAGUUUUGUGGAGAAUCCGUAUGCCCCUCGGAAAGAUGACGCUCUGGUGAUUACACACUACACCAGGACUCCUCAGCAGGGGGACAUGUUGGGACUCAAGACUGAAGAGCCUGAAGAGAAGUCCACUGACCCUGUCGAAGACCUCAGGAAUGAAGUGUUACAGUUUAACACAAACUGCCCUGAAUGCAAUGCUCCUGCCACCACCAACAUGAAAUUAGUGGAAAUUCCCCACUUUAAAGAGGUUAUCAUCAUGGCAACCAAUUGUGAGAACUGCGGACACCGGACUAAUGAGGUAAAGUCAGGAGGAGCAGUGGAACCCUUGGGCACCAGGAUCACCCUUCAUAUCACGGAUCCCUCAGACAUGACCAGGGAUAUACUGAAGUCUGAGACAUGCAGUGUAGAAAUCCCAGAACUGGAGUUCGAGUUGGGCAUGGGUGCCCUAGGGGGCAAGUUUACCACCUUAGAGGGACUGCUGAAAGACAUCUGUGAUUUGGUGUCCAGGAACCCCUUUACACUGGGCGACAGCUCCAACCCGGACCGUACAGAAAAGUUGAAGGAGUUUAGCCAGAAGCUGGACCAGAUUAUAGAGGGCAAAAUGAAUGCUCACUUCAUUCUGGAUGAUCCAGCAGGAAACAGCUACUUGCAGAAUGUGUAUGCCCCGGAGGAUGACCCAGAGAUGAAGGUAGAGCACUAUAAACGCACAUUUGACCAGAAUGAGGAGCUGGGGCUCAAUGACAUGAAGACAGAAGGCUAUGAGACUGGACUGGCUCCACAGCGGUAGCAGUGGGCAAAGGGGCAGGUCAGGCAACAGAGCUGCCCAGGGCCCCGUGGUUAUUUGUUACUAUUGUAAUAAGUCAGAGGGACAGAGACUAGAGAACAGGGGCAUUCUCUUGAAUGGGGAGACCUUGUCUGAGUCCAUGAAGCUGUGCACACUUUCAAAACAAUUCAUGAUGCAAAUGUACAUCUGUUGUGUUACUGACCUUAUUUUGGAGGUUUUUUAUUGGUUUGUGAAGAAACUUGGAAUUGAACUCUGGAGCAAGUUACUACUACUUUUUUUCUUGCUAAAGUCUUUCCUUCCGUAUUUCUCCUUUCUAUAAGGAAGGGGCUCUGAGGAGCUGCUUCCUGAUAGGCUUGGAGAAAUGGAGGAGUUGGGGCACAACCAGGAGUUGGCAUUCUAUAGAUAUUAAUUCUAGCUCUCAAAAACAAGAGGAGCCAUGUUCUAGGGCACUGGAGUCCUGGGAUUGGGCAGAAAAAAAAGGUUGUCAAUAAAAUUACUGCUUUCAAACAA